UCCGAGCGGGCCUGGCAGCGGGUGACCGGUGACCGGCGCCCGCCUCCCGCAGGCCGCCCGUCGUCGCCAUGCCGAGCCCCCGGAGCGGCCGCGAGCGGCGCGCCGGCAGCGGCGGGCGCCUGGAGUUCCUGUCGCUGAGCCAGCGCGGGCCCGCCGCACCGGACAGCCCGUCCCGCCGCCGGGAGCCCGCCGGCGCCGCCGGUGCCGCCCCGCUGCCCGAGGAGGACUGCAUGAAGCUGAACCCGUCCUUCGUGGGCAUCGCCCUCAGCUCCCUGCUCGCCAUCGACCUGUGGGCCUCCAAGCGCCUGGGGGUGUGCGCUGGGGAGGGCUCGGCCUGGGGCAGCGCCCGCCCGCUCAUGAAGGUCAUCGAGGUGUCGGGGCACGGCAUCCCCUGGGUGCUCGGCACCGUCUACGGGCUCUGGCACACCGACAGCCCCGCGGCCAGGGAGGUGCUGCUCAACCUGCUCUUCGCGCUGCUGCUGGACCUGCUGAUGGUGGCCGUGGUGAAGGGGCUCGUCAAGCGGCCGCGGCCCACGCACAACAAGAUGGACAUGUUCGUCACCGUCUCGGUGGACAAGUACUCCUUCCCCUCGGGCCACGCCACCAGGGCCGCCCUCGUGUGCCGCUUCGUGCUGCGCCACCUGGUCCUGGCCGUGCCGCUGCGCGUGCUCGUGGUGCUCUGGGCCCUCAUCGUCAGCGUCUCGCGGGUCAUGCUGGGCAGGCACAACAUGACGGACGUGCUCUUCGGGCUGCUGCUGGGCUACGCGCUCUACGGCGUGGUGGAGCGCUGCUGGCUGUCCCCGGCCACCGCGCCCGCCCUCUUUGCGCUCUGGAGCCGCUGAGCGCCCUCGGCA
Messenger RNA from Melozone crissalis (California towhee), 854 nucleotides. RefSeq names its product phospholipid phosphatase 6 (gene PLPP6). The transcript is spliced from 2 exons. Gene Ontology annotation, molecular function: sphingosine-1-phosphate phosphatase activity. Lineage: Eukaryota; Metazoa; Chordata; Aves; Passeriformes; Passerellidae. Bases 69 to 842 code for a protein of 257 amino acids. The record is from RefSeq and is a predicted model, not a curated record.